AUGACACCCCCGGGGGAGCUUUUCUUCAGCAUCGACCACCUGGUCGACAAGUUGGUCGCCGCGGCCGACCGCCACACCCUCGCCAAGCUCAUUCGUGUCUCUCGCAGCCUUUACGACCGCGUGUCCAAGCCCCUCUACACGAUCGUCACUAUCUGGGAGGACAAUGUGGACCAGUUCAUGUACCAGAACAACAAGGCCAAGGCCAAAACGGCCAACAGUGACUCGGACUGGACCGAUGAUGACCAGCCAACGACUUCCCCGCGCAAGACCAAGCGCGAACUCCUGUCCCACAUGCGCGUCAUCAGUAUCGGCUCUCACAUGAGUUCAGCGUGUGAAUCGUAUGCCGAGGUGCUCAAGACAUACGCGACCAAUGUCCAGGUUUUCCGUUUCGUCCAGACCCCCCACUCGUCUGCCCCGUGCUUCCAGUUCUGCGAGCGCAGGUUGUGCCCGUUCCACUUGUGUUUCCGUCGUACCCACAAGCUCGUUUUUCGCAACUGCUUCUGCAACAAACUUCCUAUUCCUGCGGCCUGGGACCUUGACAAGGCUACCAAGGAUGUCGUCGUCGUCCUUCCCGUCUACCUUCAGCGCUACAGCGGCAGGGACGGUACGGGACCCCAUGAGCUCGCCCACAGCCUGGUUGGCCAGUUUGGUACUGCCCGCAACAUCAAGGUGGUCUUUUGGCCCGACUGGGAUAACAGUAUCCCUGCUGUGAACCAGUUAGGCGACAUCAAUGCCAUCGACAAGGACGAGCCCAUGUUCCUCGACGUCGUCGCCAACGUCCUUAAGUCGGCCUGCUACGGUCCCGGAGCCUGUGCCAAGCCCCUCGUCACCAUCUAUGGCCUCGAAACCGUCAAGCUGUGUGACACCACCUUGGCUUACCAGCGCAGUGAUGGCCCCAACAGCCCUGUCGACCUCAAGAAGCCGCCCACAACUUUGGAGUCGCCAAUUGCCGCAAAGUUCCGCAAAGCCUACCCCAACAAGGACCCGGACGACCUCCACAGCAUUGUCCGCCAGCAAGUCGGAGGUCAACUUGAAGUCAUUACCAUGUUCAAGCAGGCGCCCGACGGUUCUGCGCAGGGCAUGCGUAUCCUUGGAUCGUGUCAGGUCCAGUUCAAGACCAUUGAGGAAUACCUCGGCAGCCUCUCCAAGGGCAACGGUGAGAUCAGCGAGUGGGACUAG
Messenger RNA from Apiotrichum porosum, 1179 nucleotides. RefSeq lists its product as uncharacterized. NCBI's taxonomy places the organism in Eukaryota, Fungi, Basidiomycota, Tremellomycetes, Trichosporonales, Trichosporonaceae. The coding region runs from base 1 to 1179 and encodes 392 amino acids. The record is from RefSeq and is a predicted model, not a curated record. The transcript has 3 exons.